Guillardia theta CCMP2712 is the source of this 2730-nucleotide messenger RNA. RefSeq lists its product as hypothetical. NCBI's taxonomy places the organism in Eukaryota, Cryptophyceae, Pyrenomonadales, Geminigeraceae. Bases 1 to 2655 code for a protein of 884 amino acids. The record is from RefSeq and is a predicted model, not a curated record. The transcript has a single exon.
AUGAAGACGAUAGAGCAUCUUUUUGGUGAAAGAAGCAUUCGUGCAAGAUCACGUCUUGUGCUGUACCUCGUUUUCUUUCUCCUUGCACAACCAGCGGCAGCCCAGUUCGACGAAACUUCUCUAGAACUUUCUUCAAGUUCGAGCACACCGCAAAUGCCCUCAACCACCAGCUCGAUAGAGGAUGCAAUGGUUUCUUCAAGCUCAAGCACUCCCAUCCCUCAGACUACAUCUAUCAUCGCAGAGACAAGCCAAUCAAGCACCCCUAUCAGUAAUGUUGAUUCCACCUCCUCCGACUCUCUCGAGUCAUCCAGUUCCAGUACUCCAGCAGCAGAGGAGGAAAGCUCUAGUACUCCAGCAGCAGAGGAGGAGAGCUCUAGUACUCCAGUCCAGGAGCAACAGAUCGAGUCUACCUCCUCCAACUUCAUCGAGUCGUCCAGUUCCAGUACUCCAGCAGCAGCGGAAGAGACUUCCAGCACCCCAGCACCGGCAGACGAGAGCUCGAGUACUCCCCCAGCAGAGGAGGAGAGCUCUAGUACUCCAGCACCGCAGGAGGAGACGUCCAGCAGCCCAGCACCGGCAGAAGAGAGCUCGAGUACUCCCGCAGCGGCCGCCAAGGAGAGCUCUAGUACUCCAGUACCGCAGGACGAGACUUUCAGCACUCCUUCAGCAGCGGAGGAGACAUCGACUACGAAAGCAGAGGACGUCGUGAGCACUGCUACGGCCGAGACAUCACUGAUCUCAACGACACCAACUGCAGCAGCUGAAGUCUGCGGGGACGGAGUGAUCGAGGGCGGAGAGCAGUGCGAUGACGGGAACACUCGAGCUCGAGAUGGAUGCGACGCUACAUGUCACGUCGAGUCCUUCUGGAACUGCUCGGUGGUCCAGGAGGCCUCCUCCUGUCAGUUGAUCAAGACGCCCCAGUUCGAGUCCCUUCAGGUGUUCUCUUCCAUCCAGUACGUCACAGCGAGCAACGCCAUCACUCUUAACCUUCAUGCCAACUUCGGCUUCAUCGGCGGCUCCUCGGUCACUUUUAGCGGCUUCCACGGGUUUCACUCCCCUGCCUCCUCCAUCCAGGUCACUGGCGAGCAUCUCAGCUCGCAGGGGGCGUGGGAUGACGUCAGCAAGGAGCUCGCGGUAAAGGUUCUGCACGACGUCCCUUCCAACUCCUCUCUCUUCUUCUCCUUCAUCCUCGAGAACCCUCCCGUCCAGCAGAACUCCUCAGCUCUCUCAGUCUCCUGCUCCAACUGCGUCCUGGAAGUCGCCAACUUCUCGGUCAUCCAGCACGACUUUGCCUCCCUGCCCGCCAUCGUCACGCUCCCCGUCACCAGCUGCCCUCCUCGUAUGUUCGGCGAUAGUUGCGAGUUCGUCUGCUGGGGGAUCGUCGUCGCACGUUCGUGCGUCUGCUCUGAAGGUUUCUUCGGCUUCGACUGCAACCAGAGCGCUGUCUUCGACGCCGCCAGCUCCCCCCCUCCUCGCCGUCUGCAGGCUACAGCAGGAGGAGCGGUCAGGAGCGCGGCUGGUGUGGGGGUGCAAGUCCCUCCCUCGGCUCUCAGCUCGGACCAGACCAUCAGCGUCAAAGUCUUCCAGCUCGACAAGCCUCUCGACCUCGGCAUCCAGGCCUCCUCCCUCGGCCCUGCUGGGCCUGUGCUGGACUUCGGCCCUCCUGGGCUGACAUUUCAGAAACCUGUCAGAAUCUUUCUGCCGUUCGACCCCUCGCAGGUACCGGCGGGGCAUGAAGUGCACGUCUACUACAAGGACGAGACCAAGUUUCCUCCUUGGGUGAGGAUGGAGGGAGGGCGGGUGGAAGGGAGCAACCUGACCUACACCGACACCCUCCACUUCUCCUCUUACAUGAGCAUGUCCUCCAGCCCCUCCUUUCCUCCGCUCACUACAAGCUCGACGCCUGCUCCUCCCGCCGCCUUCCCCCUCAGCAAGCUUGAUCGGGACAACCUCCGGGUGCUCGUGGAGGUGGCGACAAGCGCCAGCAACUUGAGGAGUUUGUCAGGGCAGUACUUGGAGGCUCUCUCCCUCCUCUGCAGACUCAACUUGCAGGACAUAGGGCUGUCUCGUCGCGUGGAGGAGAAGUUAACCUCCUCCGUCUUCACAGUCUCGCUCCGAGCUGACGACCCUGCCUUCGUCAAGCGCGUCCUCUCCGUCGCUUCAUACAACGAGGAGCUCAAGGCGGUCAACGGCAGCCUCCCCCUCGUCGUCGCCCUCUACAUCCAAGACAUCGUCCCGGAGAACCACCUGGGCCUCAUCCUCAGCACCAGCAUUGUCGGCGGCCUCGCCUUCACCUUCCUCUGCGGCUUCACCGCUUUCAUGGCGAGCAGGAGGAUGAACAGCAUCACGACGGAGGAAGACGUCCCCUCUCCUGUUCACCUGCGGAAGCUGAGCAGCAGCAAGUCUUCAACCUUUGCCACCCUCGUGAUUCCGCUCAGUAUCACGCCAGUAGGAGACGAUCACUUUCCUCGAUCUCCCCCCUUCCUCCGCGUGGAGGACCUCGACGACGAGAUGCUACCAGGAGCUAUGGAGGAGACCUCUCCGCCUCAUCCUCCUCCUCCCUACGGUUCCCUGGGGUUCGCCUACGUGGAUCGAACUUCCUCGAUGGGCACAGACGAACAAGGUUCCAGGACGCCACCGGAGAGCAUCGCAUGAGGGCCUGGCGAGCUACAGCAAGAGGGACUGAAGAUGACUGCAUGUUGUACAUUCUUUGUAAAGCUCUUAACUCUU